GAAAAAAGGGGAAGGUGAUGAACACUCUUUAGUUUUGUGUAUGAGAAACUCAACACUACACUAGAGUUGAUCUAAAUACAAAGCACUUAUUGGGUCUUUUCAGUGGUGUCACUGGUGUGGGAGGCCUUUUUCACCUCUGUGUGUGGUUUUCUAGAGUGAAUCAGGGAGUGACAAGUGAUCUGUAGUUUGUGUAGUCAGAUAAACCAGUUUAGCCUUUAAAGGACUAUAGGACAUUUACAUUUUUAUGCUUUUAUCAUGGCUGGACAUCUGCUGAUACUCAUCCUCACAUAUUUAGUUUUUGAAGUAAAAGGACGAGUUCUUCGUGCACCUAAACUGUUGGUUGAUCCUCCAGUGAUCACAGAGAAAGCCACAGUUACAUUAAACUGUCAGACUCCAUCACCUGUAUCUGAGUGUUUCUACUUUAUUGGAAGACAACCUGCUAAACGGUUUUCAUGUCUGAAGAAACUGACAGGAACUGAGCUGUUGUCAAUUGUGAAACAAAGUCCACCAACUGAGAUUAAUGUAAAAUGUUUUUACUUUCAAAAAUAUGCAUCAUCAUACAGUGACUCAUUCUCCAUCACUGUUCAAUCUCUUUUUCCACCUACACUGAUCAUCGAUCCUCCAGUGAUCACAGAGACAGACUCAGUUACAUUAAACUGUCAGACUCCUUCAUCUGUGUCUGUAUCCAGGUGUUAUUUCUACACAUUAAGUGGAAGAAUUUUAGGAGACUCAUCAUGUGUACAGACACUGAAAGGGGCUGAUCUGAUGGUGAAUCAACAUCUUCCUGUUGAAGUUAAACUAAAAUGUUAUUACAGUGUAAACCACAGGGAGGCUGAUUCUCCGUCUCCACACAGUGCCUUUACAUCUGUCACUGUACAAAGUCAAAAACCACAGAUAAGUGUUCAUCGUGAUGAAAGUUUUGUCAUUGUGUGUUCACUACCUGAACAUGUGAAGGAUGACACACGAUGUAACCUGUACUUUGGAGAAUCAACUCGUCCCCAAAUAACAGCAACUACCUGGGGUAAAAAGACCUCAAACAAACAGAGGAUCUGCCAGUUUUCUGUCCCAGUGAAUGAGUUGUUGAGAUUCCUUGAUGUAGUCCAGAAGAAAGAUGUGAGCUGUGAUUACAGUUUGUCAGACAGCUCUGUGUCUCCUCGUAGUGAUGGAUACAGUUUGACUGAUAUUGUGAACACAGAGUCCAACAAGAAACCAGUUCUCACAGUGACACCAGAACUAGUGACUGAUUUCACAAACAUACCGACCUCUGAUGAGUCUCCUCUAAACCCAACAUCAGAACACAACACUGCAGAAAUUAUGACUGAUCCUACCAUCAGUCUGACCUCUGCUGCUCUACAUCCAACAUCAGAACACAAACCUACAGAUCAGACACCUCUGUGUACUUCUAAAGUGAGUGUUUUGAAUGUGACCCAACAAAAGCAAGACUCAAGUAAUAAAGAAACAGUACCAUGGAUAUGGAAGUGGGUAAUAUUAGUGGCUGCCUGUGGAGUUAUUCUGGGAGUCAUCUCUCUGGGACUGGUAGUUUGUUGCAACAAAGGAAAAAGUGAUAAGUGCAUUCAUAAGAGGUCACGAGCAAAAGGGAACGGCGACUUAAUGCUCACAACACAACUUCACUGUGGAGAAAUGGGAGAGGAUCCUCCUGCUAACAACACAGCCUACAGUCAGAUCACCUGUGUACCUGGUUCUGAAAUGUUGAACGAGCAAAAGCCUCAAAAUACAGAUCCUGAUGUAUACCAUGUUUAUGCCACUAUCCCUGAUGAUCAAACCUCACCUGCUGAUGGACUGGGUAUGUUUUAUAGCACUGUACAGGCAAUAUGAGACAAAUGCACAGCUUGGCCAAAAAAACAAAAAAAAAAAAAAAAGCAGAAAAUGAAAAUAUUCACUGUAGCAUCUU
This is a messenger RNA of Sphaeramia orbicularis (orbiculate cardinalfish), 1912 nucleotides long. RefSeq lists its product as uncharacterized. The transcript has 16 exons. NCBI's taxonomy places the organism in Eukaryota, Metazoa, Chordata, Actinopteri, Kurtiformes, Apogonidae. Bases 256 to 1836 code for a protein of 526 amino acids. The record is from RefSeq and is a predicted model, not a curated record.